This is a messenger RNA of Chaetomium fimeti, 1443 nucleotides long. RefSeq lists its product as uncharacterized. Gene Ontology annotation, molecular function: zinc ion binding; GTP cyclohydrolase I activity; GTP binding. NCBI's taxonomy places the organism in Eukaryota, Fungi, Ascomycota, Sordariomycetes, Sordariales, Chaetomiaceae. The coding region runs from base 237 to 1217 and encodes 326 amino acids. Gene Ontology annotation, biological process: tetrahydrobiopterin biosynthetic process; tetrahydrofolate biosynthetic process. Gene Ontology annotation, cellular component: cytoplasm. The record is from RefSeq and is a predicted model, not a curated record. The transcript has a single exon.
GAUAAGAUAACUAAGCAAUUGCAGCAGGUGACUCCGCCUUGGCCUCCAUUGAAUUCGGAAACCGAAAAUUCACAGCGGAACCGGAGUUCUUAGCUCCAUCCCAAGACUCAUCCUGGAAGUUCCGCAGUCAUCUGCCCCUCGGUUCCACCUUGUGUCGGUCUCUCCUCAACUCUCCCGCCGCUCCCCUCCCCUUUCCACCUCCCGACCAAGCACCAACCAACCAAUCCGACCACUCAAUGGCUCAUCUCGAUUCCUCCUCCGGCUCCGAAAGCCCCGCGCCUGCGGUCAAUGGCGCAAAGAAUAACAAUGGCGUUUACCACAAGAGUAGCAAGAACAAGGACGGCGGCAAGAAGCGGUCGCGCGAUGGGGAUAUCUCGUCGAAGAAUGCCAAUGGCACACAUGCGAUCGGAGAGCGCCGGUCUAGCGUCAGCAAGCCCGCGCGGGACUUCCGGGAUAUGCCGGAGCCGACCCCCAAGAAGAAGAAGAGAAAGACUUCGACGCCCGCCACCGCCGCCAUAAAGGAGGUGGCGACGGCGGACGAGGCAGGCGAGUCGUCGACCCGGUCGCCGAGCCCCGUCGUCGACUUUGACGGCCUCAGCCGGCCCAGCAUAGGGACGCGGAAGCGGCUGGAGGAGGACGAGUCGCAAAAGGAGCUGCGGCUGGCGCGCAUGAAGGGCGCCGUCCGCACGCUGCUCGAGUGCGUGGGCGAGGACCCGGACCGCGAGGGCCUGCUGGCGACCCCGGACCGCUACGCCAAGGCGAUGCUCUACUUCACCAAGGGCUACCAGGAGAACGUGCGCGACAUCGUCAACGGCGCCAUCUUCCAGGAGGGCCACAACGAAAUGGUCAUCGUCAAGGACAUCGAGGUGUUCAGUAUGUGCGAGCACCACCUGGUGCCCUUCAACGGCAAGAUGCACAUCGGCUACAUCCCGCGCAACGCCGUCAUCGGCAUCUCCAAGCUGCCGCGCAUCGCCGAGAUGUUCGCCCGCCGCCUGCAGGUCCAGGAGCGUCUAACCAAGGAGGUCGCCAAUGCCGUGAUGGAGGUGCUGCAGCCCCAGGGCGUCGCCGUCGUCAUGGAGUCGAGCCACCUGUGCAUGGUCAUGCGCGGCGUCCAGAAGUCGGGCAGCACCACCAUCACCAGCUGCGUGCUGGGCUGCUUCGAGCGCAAGGAGAAGACCAGGAACGAGUUCCUCAGCCUCAUUGGCGUCAACCGCUAAACGGCAGAAAUAAACCAACCGAGCGACAUGUCCGGAAUGCGCCCGGUAUUAAUAGAUAAGUGGGAUAUGCGAGGGCUGGGCAAACUAAAGGGUUGAGGGUGUCUUUUCAACAAUGAGCCGCCAUAAAUCUAUGGCAGCGAUGCCGAGCAAAGCCUUGCCGAGCAAAGCCUUGCCAAAGUGUGUUUUUCAACUCUGCAUUCAACUGGCGUUUGGGGGUUUCGGGAGG